This is a messenger RNA of Scomber scombrus (Atlantic mackerel), 891 nucleotides long. RefSeq names its product matrix Gla protein (gene mgp). Bases 72 to 425 code for a protein of 117 amino acids. Gene Ontology annotation, cellular component: extracellular region. Gene Ontology annotation, molecular function: calcium ion binding. The record is from RefSeq and is a predicted model, not a curated record. The transcript has 5 exons. NCBI's taxonomy places the organism in Eukaryota, Metazoa, Chordata, Actinopteri, Scombriformes, Scombridae.
UACACACAGAGAUAUUUCCAAGACUUUCUCACUCCAUAAUCACGCAGACAGGCAGAUAAACACACCACAGGAUGAAAAACCUCCUUCAGUGUCUGGCACUCUGUGCUGUGGUCUCCCUCUGCGUCUGCUAUGACUCUCGUGAAAGCACAGAAUCCAUUGAAGAUUUGUUUGUGCCGCCGAACCAAGCCAACUCAUUCUUCACGCCACAGAGGGGCAACGUAUACAACCCACCCAGAGGAAACGGCUUAAACUAUUACAACUUUAUGAGGAACAGAAAGUCUCCAGCAGAGAGACGUGCAGAGACCUGCGAGGACUACUCUCCCUGCCGCUUCUAUGCCUAUCACUACGGCUACCAGCUGGCCUACCAGAGAUACUUCGGGGCCCAAAAUCAACCCCAGAGACCAGUUGUGGCUCGUCGAUACUAAAACUUAAAGUAUCUGCCUGUCUAAUGCAAAAAUGAUCAUUCUCGUCUGGAUAUGACUGUGCAUUACCACAUUCCACAUAUCCUUACUUUUAUAUAUAAUUUAUAUUGUUGUUCUUAUGGCCUCCUCUUGAUGUGAUGUGACAAUCCUAGAAGACAACACAUUUUAUAAAUGCUGAAGCAUCCAGUGAGGCUCAAAUCUCCUAGCAACCCAUCAUUAUACACAUGUAGAAAUACAGGACACCAUCUCUUAUAUAAUCUUAGGAUCAAUUUUUUAUCCACUAUUGUAACACCUUGCCAGCAUUUAUGAGAUUUAUGUGAUGCGCUUCAAUGAAAAUGACUCUGUUUUGCACACUAUCCAUUCCUCAUUUCUUAUAUUAUCCUCCUAUCUGUGCAGACCAGCAAUACCAUCAGAGAUUAUUUCCAUUGCUUUGAAAAAAUAAAAAUAAAAUCCCCUUUAUUGGGUUUUG